CUGGAAUUUGUGAAUGAACUUCGCGAGGUUUGUAUAUCCGGGUGUUCCGGGUUUUCGCACUCCCCGCCUCGCGGAGAUCACGGACGUGAAUCCGCCAACAAACGGGAUAUUCAGGAUGGUGUAUUCGAUGAUGAUCAACGACAAGAUACCACUUGCUAUGUACAGAUCCCUGAAAACUGGCCUGACAAUUUGUAUCGCGGACGUAAGUGAUCCAAUUGUCAGCUGCCACUUCGCUAUCGCUACCGAAGUGUUCACAGACGAUGGUCUUCCUGAAGCAGUGUCACAUCUUGUAUUGAUGGGUAGUGAAGACUAUCCCUAUAAAAAUCUUUUGACUCGCUGGUCUCAUAAAUGUUACUCACUUGAUGCCGAGAUUCAUACGUUUCAGGAUUAUACUUGUUACAGUAUGAGAACAAGUGAGACAAAAGGAUUUUUUUCCUUACUGCCUGUAUAUCUUGAUCAUAUUCUUUAUCCUACACUUUCGGAAGCAGCGUAUAUUAUAAAUGUGCAUCAUAUUACUAAAUAUGGAGACAAUGGAGGUACAUUUUAUUUUGAUACCAGGACUAAAGAAUUAGAUGGAGAAUAUGUAACUUAUACUGAAUUAAUGAAAGCGAUGUAUCCCGAAAAUUGUGGAUAUAGCUCAAUUGUUCAAGGUACAUCGAAUUACAUAUCGGAAUAUCUUGUUCUUGAAGAUAUCAGACAGUAUCAUGAAGAAUAUUAUAGACCAGAAAACUUAACUGUGUUAAUAGUAGGUCAAGUAGAUCAUACUAAAAUUUUAGACACGUUACUACCUUUAGAAGAGAAAAUAAUAUCAAAAGGAGACAGAGGCGAAUUUAAAAGACCUUGGCAGACUCCAAUUAAACCGCUUACAAAAAGUAUAGAUGUAGAAUUCCAAUAUCCGUGCUACUCAUGUACUGGAGCUUAUAUUCGUAUAGCCUGGCAAGGACCGUCCAUUAACAAAUUGUAUGACUAUUUUGGCUUUUGCUUAAUCUCGCAAUAUUUGACUGACACAACCGAAGGUGUAUUGCAGAAAGAAUUUGCCAAGGAACAGAUUUCCUAUGAAUAUUACUUCCAUGAAUUCUCGACUUCAGCUUUAAGUUUAAUGUUUCCGAAUGUGCCGGGUAGUAAAGUUCCUCUAGUCAAGGAAUCUGUGAUGAAAGUACUUAAAAAUACAACUGACGUUGGUAUAGAAUUAAAAAGAAUGAGGAUUAUAAUUCGUAGAUAUAUUACUAAAAUUUUAAAUGAUCUGGAAAAUAAUCCACAUAAUACAAUCGCAAAUGGAUUGUUUAAACAUAUGUUAUAUGGAAAAGCACUCAAAGAACUGAAUCAUAGGUUGAACAUUAUACAUUAUCUCAAAAUAUUAGAAAAUGAAUCUAAAAGUUACUGGUUCAAUCUUUACAAGAAAUAUUUUGUUGAGACUCCAAUGGUUGUUGUGAAAGGCACACCCAGCCGUGAAAUGUUAAAGAUAUUUUCGGGAGAGGAGAGAAAAAGAAAAAUCGAUCGGAUGCGUGAAUUCGGCAUGCUUGGGUUAGCGAGAAACGAUAUACUUCUUUCCCAAGCCAUAAGCGAAAAUUCACAUAUACCCGACGAAGUGUUAGAAAGUAUACCUGUACCUGAUAUAGAUUCCAUUGUCUUUCGUCACAUUGAAAAUUACAGUACGGACUCUUCAGAGCAGCAUCCUGAAUUAGAUGCCAAAUUACUACCAUUAUUUACCUAUCUAGAGAACGCCGAUACAAUCUUUAUUUAUAUGUUUAUCGUCAUGGACACUACUUCCAUUAGUAAAGUGUACAAAAAAUAUAUUCCACUAUUGCUAGAACUCAUUAUGGAAUCUCCGGUGAAAAGAGAUGAUCAAUUGAUUCCUUAUGAAGAAAUAAUAGAUGAAUUAAAAGCAGAUACUGCACUAGCUACUACUCGAAUUAGUGUUCAAAAGCCCAUGGCAUUCUCAUACAAAUCUUCUAGUGUUUAUUUGAUGCUUCAAUUUGAAUACGAGAAGUAUGAAAAAAGUGUAAAGUGGAUUAAAGAGCUUUUAUAUGACACUGUGUUAACAAUCGACAGAUUAAAAGAAGUAGCAAUAAAGAAAUUAAAUGAUAUUGCUGAAUUGAAGAUAGAAGGGGAAAGAGUUGCGAAUGAUUUAAUGAAAAUAGCACUGUACAAUGAAGGUAAAAUCUCAUUUCUAAAAAUUUUAUUGCAACAAGAAGAGUUUCUCACUGAUAUUCUGAAACGUCUAGAUAAUGAUGUAGAUCAAAAGGAAAUCAUGACAAAUAUCGAAUCAAGCAGAAAAAUCUUGACGUUACCAGAAAAUAUAGUUUUAUAUAUGACUGUUAACAUCAUGAGAUUAAUACGUACAGUUCCAAAUGUGUAUGCCCCAUGGAAAACAUUCUUUCCUGAUGUAACAGUUGCAGAAGGAAAGACUAACAAUAAACUGAACAUGACUAAUGAUUGGACACUAUUGACUUCCACGAAUGAUAUUGCUAUCAGCAAAUGUAUUGUUGGAUUGGAAAACGAAACAAAUGCAUUCUUCCUACGAGCUCAUCCGUGCAUAAAUGAUUAUCGGAGCCCCGAUCUGCCGGCUUUGCUCGUUUGUUUGAUGUAUCUUGAUCAAAUGGAUGGACCCUUAUCGUUACUAAUUCGACAUUCUGAACGUGCGCGCGAUUACGAAUUUUUUGUAUCACUGCACGAAGGGCUUUUGUACUUAGCGAUUAAUGAUGCUGCAGACCUGAUAGGCGCGUACGCUAAAGCUAAAAAGAAUACGGAAAAUCGUAUGUCUGGGCAAUGGACCGAUAUCUUUUGCGAAUCAGCCAAAUCUCUUAUGAUCUUCCAGCUUAUGAGAAUGAAGAAUGCUAUAGGCAAUAGAGCGAAUGAAUCAUUAAGAUGCUGUCGCGGUUUACCGCUUGAUUACUGUGUUCCACUAAUGCGAGAUAUUCCCGCCAUUACCAAGGAAGAUAUGAGCCGCGUAACAGUUAAAUAUAUCACACCAUUAUUCGAUCCAGAAGCAUGUAAGACUAUCAUUGUGUGUCAUAAAUCUGGAAUCUCAGCAAUAAGCGAGGCUUUUAAAGGAAUACAUCAUAAUUUUAAUACAUACAUGGAUGUAAACGUUUGA
Molecule: messenger RNA, 3097 nt
Organism: Atta colombica
Lineage: Eukaryota; Metazoa; Arthropoda; Insecta; Hymenoptera; Formicidae
Exons: 15
Coding region: 14-3097 (1027 amino acids)
Molecular function (GO): metal ion binding
Source: RefSeq, a predicted model, not a curated record